AUGACGGUGACGUCGCCGAUGUCGCUGGAAGAACUUGUUGCCGUGGUCAACGCCAGACUGGAGGAACUGGAUCUCGGGAUCGUCAUCGAGCUCGAUGCUGACAUCAAUGAAGCCAUCAACGCUGAUCAACGGGAGCGCACUUUUGCAUUGGUGCAGCUAAUCUUGGACGAGUAUUUGGUGGGUGACGUGGCGGCUCGCCUGGACCUGUUGGCGGCACAGCGCGACGGAAGCGGCGCUCGUGUGGUCGAAAACGAUCAGGGCCUCUACAUGGAACCGAUGGAUGACAUGGACGAAACGGACCCUGAGAUUGUCGAGGAGCGCCUUAGAGUCCUCACCGGCUUUCUGCGAGCUGCGCAGCAGCACCAUGACAAAGUUUUCGCCCUGUCCGCCGGUCUGCCGCCGCCUCAUCUCCGGCCCGUCUGGGUGACACGUUUCUUGCUGCGCGGCCUGGAGGCCAUGACGAAUCGCAAUGUUCUACCUCCGCUCGGAGUUGAUCUCUUGAAUACAGCACCACUCAAACAGAACCUGCCACCCCAACAAAUCCUCAUCAACAGCAACAACAUCCGGCGCAAGCAGGCCAACCCAGAAUGGAGGGCAGACAAAGACCAUGCACUACCUCCAUUUAGCCAGCUAAAGUUUGAGCGGGAUUAUGAUGAAUCUGUAUCCGGUGAUAUUGAUUCUUCAAUAUCAUCGUCGUCAUCAGGGGACAAGGAUCUGUACCAGCAUGGAAUUCGGAAUGUUAGGGAGGAGGCGGCGCUGAAGCGAGUAAUGAUACCAAUACCAGAAAGCGCCACCAUCUUUGCCCCUCCUGCUCCUCCUCCACUCCCUGCCGGCCAAGUCCUACCCGAUAACAUCCAUCAACUCCUCAACGUCACCACCUUACCCAACCCUCCACCUGCGCAAAUCAACAAAAAUCAAGUCCUUGACGAUUCUGACGUCGAGGAGCACGACCUCAAAUCCUCUGAGUUCGAGAAAAUCGACCCUGAUCGUCUACUCCCGAUCCGAGAAAUGCACACCACCGAAGUCCCCCCGGCCCCACUUACGGACAUCGAUCUGCUGCAUCUGGCGGAAAGUUUGAGCCCGACAAUCCAACCGAAUUCCGAAGAGCUGUUGAAGAUCAUCAGGGAGAUAAGCCCGGAAUCGGUGGUUGAUCAGCAUGGAAGAUCGAUUGAUAUUCUGAAGAUUACGCGAAGCCAUAGCCCGAAUAAUCUCAGUCCGACUAUCGAAGAUUUCGACGAUAUUUCGGCUGGGGUUUCGAAGCCUGAAAAAUCUAAAAAGCAACCUAAAGAAGCAGAAAAUAGCAUUGAAAUGGCGAUGGCAGGAUUUGGCAAGAAGGACAGUAACGAGAUCGAGAAUCCGAACGUCGAUAUUCUAAAGAUAUCGAAAAACGGACAAGAUAGUCCUCCCGAAAAAGAGGAAGUUGCUUUCAGAAUCGAAGAAACUGAUGCGUUAAAAGUAGUGCAACGGAAUAGCCCAAAUUCGGAGGACGAGGAGAAUAUGGCUAAUAUCUUGAAGGUUGGGAUCGGAACAAGCCCCAACGAGGGAAAGCUGGAGAACACGGAUAUGGUCAGGGUGCAACAAGGGGAGAGCCCGAAUAAACGAAAUAGGGAGAUGGGAUCGAAGAAGCGACCAGAUUCCGAGCACGUGAAGCAUGAAAAGCAAAAAAUUGAACUAGAAUCGAGUGAAGACGAAGCCAAUGAAGUUGAUAUUCUGAAGGUCAGACGUGGAAAAAGCCCAACUAAAAAUCGAACCGAAGAGAAUGAAGCUGAACAACAGGGAAGUGAUUCUGAGGAAAAGGAGAAACCAGAAAAGCCAAAACGUUCAAGAAAGGAAUUUAGCAAAUAUAAACCCGAGCCAGAAAACAACGCUGAUUUUUUGAAGGUGUCUAGAGGAAAUAGCCCAAAUCGCGAAAAAGCGGCCCAUGGAGCCGCUAAUGAGGAUGAAGAAACCGAUGCGUUUGAAGCGGGAAAACGUGAAGGUGAAAGCGAGGAACAACCCACCGAUAAGAAGAACGAACCGGAAAACGAAACAGACAUUCUGAAGGUUUCCAAAAAGGCAAUAAAUCGACGAGCUGACGGUGAUUCUGAAGAAUUGACAAAACAUGAGAAGCCAGAGAUUCGAAACAAAAAUAUUGCUAGUAAAGCGGCUCUGAAAGACGCGCCAAAUGUGAAAUAUUACUAUCCGCCAAAAACGCAUCUUCCAUUGCCGGUCUGCUUCUACAAUCCUACCGGCUACGCAUGCUGUAACGUCAAGCUUAACAACCUGAUCGAAAACACGUACAGCGAAAUUAAAGCAUCACCAAAAUACAACGCCUGCAACAUCCAGAUCAUCGCCAACAAGAUCCAGGAGGCGGCUCAGAACGAGUUUUCGCACCCGUUCGAGACCGUUGCUGCACUUGGGGACUUUGCGCAAAACGUGCAUUUCGCCGGGGAUUUGGUCUGUAAAGUGGAGAUCGAUGGAAAAUACAUGCUCGCCUAUGGUAGCCCGUACAAAGCUGAUAUGGCCCAUAACGCCACGGGACCGAUGAUGCAACGGCUCGCGCUCUUUUCGUUGAGAAUC
Molecule: messenger RNA, 2559 nt
Organism: Mesorhabditis spiculigera
Lineage: Eukaryota; Metazoa; Nematoda; Chromadorea; Rhabditida; Rhabditidae
Source: the annotation of a GenBank genome assembly